Diachasmimorpha longicaudata is the source of this 6158-nucleotide messenger RNA. RefSeq names its product single-stranded DNA-binding protein 3 (gene Ssdp). The record is from RefSeq and is a predicted model, not a curated record. Bases 87 to 1343 code for a protein of 418 amino acids. Gene Ontology annotation, cellular component: nucleus. Gene Ontology annotation, molecular function: protein binding; single-stranded DNA binding. Gene Ontology annotation, biological process: positive regulation of transcription by RNA polymerase II. Lineage: Eukaryota; Metazoa; Arthropoda; Insecta; Hymenoptera; Braconidae. The transcript has 14 exons.
GUAAAUUUUAUCGGAGUGCAUUGAACGAUUAGCGGACUUUUCGUGUGGCUGAGUUCAACGUUGGAUAGAUUGACAAGUUCACAACAAUGUACGCCAAGGGGAAGGGGUCGGCAGUGCCCUCAGACAGUCAAGCCAGAGAAAAAUUGGCAUUAUACGUUUAUGAGUAUCUAUUACACGUUGGAGCACAGAAAGCAGCACAAACCUUCCUGUCCGAGAUUCGAUGGGAGAAAAAUAUUACAUUGGGGGAACCCCCAGGAUUUCUACAUUCGUGGUGGUGUGUAUUCUGGGACUUAUACUGUGCUGCACCUGAGAGACGUGACUCGUGUGAGCACAGCAGUGAAGCGAAAGCAUUUCACGAUUAUGGAUUUGUAAACAGUGGUUAUGGAGUGAAUGGAAUUACUCACAAUGCUGGACCUGCACCAUCACCACUUGGGCAGAUGCCACCCAACGAUGGCAUGCCUGGUGGCCCAAUGCCCCCUGGAUUCUUUCCAAACAACUCGACAAUGCGACCAUCUCCGCCCACACACCCCUCAUCACAGCCAUCUCCCCAGCACCCCCAGCCACCCCCGCCCUCACACUCGCAGAUGAUGCCCGCUCAGUUUAUGGGACCCAGAUAUCCAUCUGGACCUAGGCCUACCGUUCGUAUGCCACAAAUGGGAAAUGAUUUUAAUGGGCCACCGGGACAAACAAUGAUGCCAAAUAGUAUGGAUCCUACGAGACAAGGCGAAGCUGGAGAGUUUGUAGGGUGGCAAGGUCCUCCCGGUAUGAAUCCAAUGAACCCAAGGAUGAACCCUCCUCGAGGGCCAAUGGGACCAAUGGGCCCUGGGAAUUAUGGUCCAGGGAUGAGAGGACCACCUCCAAACAGUAGUUUAGGUCCUGGUGGGCCUGGAGGCCCUGGAAUGCCACCUAUGAGCAUGGCAGGUCCUGGUGGCAGACCUCAGUGGCAGCCCAACACAUCGACUCCUAUGAAUUAUUCCUCAUCAUCUCCGGGUAAUUAUGGUGGUCCUCCAGGCUCUACAGGGCCACCAGGUCCAGGUACACCCAUAAUGCCAAGUCCACAAGACAGCAGUAAUAGUGGUGGUGAAAAUAUGUACACCAUGAUGAAACCAGUACCUGGAGGCAAUAUGCCUGGAGACUUCCCAAUGAGUGGAGGACCUGAGGGCGGUCCGAUGGGCCCUAUGGGGCCGAACACAAUGGGUCCAGUAUUAAACGGCGAUGGUUUAGACGGAAUGAAGAAUAGUCCAGCGAAUGGCGGUCCUGGCACACCCCGCGAAGACAGCGGCAGUGGCAUGGGAGAUUAUAAUUUAGGUGGUUUCGGUGGUCCUGGUGAAAAUUUUUUUUAAAUCUCGAUAUCACCUUGGACCCAGCUACGAGCUCAAAAGACACCCUGUACAACUACCCGGGUAACAGACAGAUGGAAGGAUCUCGAUGCGUUAAAAACUAGAAUAAACUUAAGCAAGUUUACGAUAAUGUCAAUAUUGCCGAGACAAUUAUUUAAACGAUCGAUUGAUAUUAGAUUCACCCUAUCAGUGUUGUUAUUACGAUGAUACCAUGAAUUAUGUGGGAAUACCAAGUCACAUGACAUUCGUCAAUUCUGCUGUCAAUUGUCCCACUAUUUUUUAAAUAGCUCUUUUUAUAGAUUAUUAAGUAAGAUCUGAAACUACUGAUACUUAUUGCCACUACUGCCAUACAGACUAUGUAUAUGCUUCGCUGGUACUCUCAAGGUUACAUUAUUUUCAAGUUUUUUUUAAGUUUGAAUUUAGGCUUUCUGAUAUUUCUAGUUAGAGAUAGUAUUAUCUCAGACUAUUUAUAUUUAUUUUCUUUGGGGGGAGAGAAAUUUUCAGUUGCUGAUAAUGUCAUGAGGUCACCAAAGCUUUUUUUUUUACUAACAACCACUUUUUUACUGGUGCGGACUAUUAAGAGCUGAUGAGGGAAUGAAUUUUACUUAAGAUUGUUUCUACGAAACUUUUGUUUUAAAGUUUUUUGACAUUUUUAUCGACAAUGACUUAUCUCUCAGGUUACUUAAUGUCAUCGCCAGAAAAACAUAAUCACAACUUUCCAGAAGUAAAGAUCAUUGAAAGGGAAUUCGAAUUAUUUCAAGUAGUACCGAGAAUAUAAUUUCAAAGCUUACGCAACAAUUCACGUUUUUAAAUUUCUAUUCAUUGAAUCUUUUGAAAAAUGCUGUCUUUGAACGGAAAUUAACACUUUCUCCCACAAUUCUCAACCAAUUGCGAUUUGUUGAUGAUGAGAGGGGAUUAAAUUAAAAUUAAUUUUAUAAGAUCUUAACGUUGUUCACAAACAAAUAUAACUCGCAUCCAUUUUGGUCAAGUCGGGUGGAAUUUCAGAGAAUUCAAAUCAUUUCAACUUGUACGUAAAUUUUCAUCUGGUAAUGAAUAAUUAUUAGAAAGUUGAGUCAAAGUUUCUGAAUCAAUUUGUAAUUCUUCAUCGGGAUGCCUGAAUGUCGAGAAAUGAAUUCAGUUAAAAUCAGAUCCGGGAGAACUCCAUGACAUUAUCAGCAAACGGUGCCUGAUAUACUGUAGGCUGUUUACUCAAUAUUUGCUCUGUGAUUUGGGCUUAAUUGCUUAAUUAAUAUUUUUUUACUAAUCAUACUUCUGGGAGUUCCUAAGUUAACGAUAGAUGCAUUGUUCCCCACUUCAUAAAUAAUUAUCGUUAGCAAGAAAAGUGUGCUGAUAAUCCUUUCAUUCAUUUGACACUGAUCAUGAUUUGCAAGCACAAUUGAACCUGUGACGAGUUAUUUUUUAUCUCACCCCAAGAAAUUGAUUUCCAUCACCAGAUUUUCUCACAUAUAAUACCACAAGUGGUUCAAAAUUAUCGAAUAUUUCCCGAUAGAUUCGUUGCAAACAAAUGAAGGAGUCAAGUUUUUCAGGCUAAAAAAUCACGAGUGCGAAGCACGAGUGAUUUUUCCUGAAAAACUUGACGACUUCAUUUGUAUGCAGGGAACCUAGAGGGAAAUAUUCUAUAAUUUUGAAACUCGAGUGGUAUUCAGGGGAUUAUUUUUCCUAUCCAAAUUUCGGCCAAGAGAAUUGUGCCAUGACAUGAAAAGAGGUUUAUUUGGUUAAGUGUCGUUUGUUUACCAAAAUAUUCAAAAAAUUAUCGCAUGUAAUACCACAAGAGCUCCGAAAUUAUCGGAUAUUUCCCGAUAGGUUCGUUGCAAACAAAUGAACGUGUCAAGUUUUCCAGUUUAAAAAUCACGAGCGCGAAGCGCGAGUGAUUUUUCUGGAAAACUUGACGAGCUUAUUUGUUUGCAGGGAACCUUGAGGGAAAUAUCAGAUAAUUUCGAAGUUCGAGUGGUAUUCGGGGGAUUAUUUUUUGCAUCCAAAUCUUGGCCGAUAGAAUUGCACCAUGAGACAUAAUUUUCAACGAAUUGCCAUUUAAUCUGUCAGAUACAAUUGAGGGUUACUUCAACAUUUGUUUUUUUUUAUAUAUAUCAACAUGCAAAAUUUCCAGUGUAAUUUUCAAGAAUAUCCGCUGAAAUACCGUGUUGACUAUACAAAAUAACGUCGAAUGGUGCAAUCCUAUUGGCCAAGAUUUGGAUGGGAAAAAUAAUCGCUGAUAUUCGAGGUAGGCUAUACAAAAUAUCAACAAAUGGUGCAAUUCUAUUGGCUGAAAUUUGGGUGGGAAAAAUAAUCUUCCAAUAUUAAGUAGAUUCAUUCAUGAAAACUCUCUGGUUUCCGAAUCCUCAAAAGAUUAAAGGAUGACGUGAAAGUUCCAAUCUCCCAAUCUGAAUCUCCCAAUCUGAUUGAAGGAUUUCACUCUCCCAAGUUGAAAUUCUGAAAAAUUAAAGUAACUAUUCCCAAAAAUUUGAUUCCUGAAGAUUCAAUAAAAUUUGAUUUGAGGAUUUUUUCACAAUAUUAUUUCUGGGAGGAAAACUAAAUAACUUAUCGCCGGUUCAAGCCCAUAAUUUUUCAUUAGCACCCAAAAAUAAGAUGAAAAUGAGCUACUCAUUAAAUUCUAGUCCUCUUAUGCAUCAACUUCGCAAACAAAUUCAUCGAAUGGGUGAACAAACCAUCGAACAACCCCUUUAUCAUCAUUUAACCCGUUGCUCACUAAUCAGCAUUCACUUCUCACUAUAUUUACGAACAAAUCGCUAUAGGAUUUUAUUUUCUUGCCGCUUGAUUGCUCAAUUUUUACGAAAAUGCCUGAUAUUUUUGUAAUUUGUAAAUAAGAAUUUACGACAGUACAAUUAACAAACUCUCAAUUCGUAAUUAUAGAAAUUUCGUGCUGUGCAUUCAGUCGAGAGAAUAUUUGCAUAAUAAUCAUCUAUAUUUUUUUGCAUUUUUUAUUACUCCUCUUCUGUUCUUUUUUUAUCGAAGGGAAUAAGCUCAACUGCAUUGUACAUAGAUCAUGUAUUUUUCUGCUCCAAUAAUCAGCAUGUGUGAUGCUUAUAUCAGUGUAUUUUAUUUUCAUACUUUUCGUUUAUCACUGCAGUAGCGAAGCCGUAACGCAUCUUAAGACGAUUUAGCUUUCAGCUUCGGUUCCACGAAAAAUCGUCGAAUCUAAGGGAAACGAUGAAGUUUUCGUUAAACUCAUUGCAGAUAUCAAUUCGCUUUCCAAAAAAAGGCACAACAAAAAUUUUAUCUGCCUUAGAUUCAGAAAUUCAUAAAAAACUCAAUGAAUUAUCAAAAUCAAGUUGAAUCGUUUCACCUUCGCUACUGAAUAUUAAUUAAUUAACAAACCAGUGCAGCAUGGUUAACCCAGUGAUAUAUUUGUUUGAGAUACUAACGAAGAUGAGAGUAGAAGUGGCCAGAUUGAUACUUAAUACAUCGACAAGUCAUCUAAAUGUACAUAAAUAUGAAGAAAGGGUGCAUGUUUAAAAAUUUUCGUUAAAAAACCUGGUCAAAGGACUUCAGAAUAUCAAAAAGUACAAAGAAAUCUUCAACAUCCCACGAAAGUAAGGCACAAAAUAGAAGAAGACAAAAAUUUAAUCGCAUUUACACGCAACAUCAGAAACAGCCCCUCGGAAAAACUUCAUAGCAGUUCCCCCUCUCACAGAAACACAAAUGUUAUUUUAUUUUUUACAUGUCACCGUAUAUCUUCAAAUUUUUACGACGCAGAUUUUACGUACAUGGUUAUAAAACCGAGGUAACUGGAGAGUUUUAUCGAUAAAAGUUCAUUCAUCCAGGUUUUUUGAGAAUUUUUUAGACGUGCUCCCGUACAAAAAAAAAUCAAAUUUUUGCUCACAUUUUUCAAUCUAACAUAGCAAUCACUCUUUUCCUAUACUCAGCGGUACUGCAACAGCGUUCAAUUGAUUAAUGUCAAUAACUGCAAGAUAUUGAACAUGAAAAAAAAUAACGAAAAAGAUAUUAAUAUUUUUGUAUGCAUUUAAAACACCUAGGCAGUGUGAGUACUGACCCCUAAAGUGAAUGAGUGGAAUUGGCAGAGAAUUAUUUCAUAUUUUUUUUUACAAUUCAAUGACAAGAAUUAAUUUCAAAAAUCAUGGGAAUAAUAUUCAUUAAAGAUACUAUGGAAAUCCAUCCGUCCGCAGGUGGUUAUAGGUCAGUACUAGACUAUGCUGUGCUGCUAUUAGUUGAUUAACUCAUCGUUAAUUAAACUAUUUAAACUACGUAAUUAUAAUUCAUGUAAAAAUACUCAAUGAGGGAGUACGAAAUUUUGGGUCGACAAAUAAUCAUUUUGUUCAAUUUUUUUUCGUCAUUACAAUUUAAUUUCAUCAUGUGGUUUUUGAGAGACUGAAUCCGUGUACAUACUUAUUUUAACGAUAAUUAUUUGCUCGAUAAAUGUCGAUUCAAAAAUUCGUUCCACAUUUAUUCGUAAUGAGGGUCAUUCUGAGACUUAAUAUACUCGACGUCGAAGGUACGCUUACGUUUUAAGAUACGGUUGCCACAUUUUUAUAUGAAUUGAAUUCUAAGAGCAUUUGAACGCGAUUUUUAAUUUAUUUUGUUUUCAUGAAAUUAUUUUCUUAAUCUUUCUUUUUGUUACUCAAAAUGACAUGUGAAUGCUCCUUCGGGAGAUUUUCCCUGAAGUCUUGAAGUGUAAACGCUUGGUACUGUUUUUAUUUCAAGAGCAACGCAAGAUUGAAUUCAACUAUUGAAGGAUGAGACUAUUUUUUAUUGAUAGAAAUAUAUGCCUGAGCCAAGGGAGAUCGAGACAAUAAAUGUAAUCAUGUUAAACUGACAUAA